Molecule: messenger RNA, 1269 nt
Organism: Candida albicans SC5314
Lineage: Eukaryota; Fungi; Ascomycota; Pichiomycetes; Serinales; Debaryomycetaceae
Gene: BRG1
Product: GATA-type transcription factor BRG1
Exons: 1
Coding region: 1-1269 (422 amino acids)
Biological process (GO): regulation of DNA-templated transcription
Molecular function (GO): zinc ion binding; sequence-specific DNA binding
Source: RefSeq, a predicted model, not a curated record
AUGUCCAGUUCAUCAUCUUUAUCUUCAUCUACUACUACUGCAACAACAACCAGUGCACGUAUUCGUUUACCAUCAAUAAGUGAAUUGACUUCACGAUCAACCAUUAGUGGAGGUAGUAAUAAUGGUAAUGGUUCUGCUUUGAAAUCACAGAUAUCGCCAAGAUUGUCUGAUACAUCAAGAAUAUUACCAAGUAUACUUAAGAAUACUAGUGGAUCAUCUACACCUACUUCUUCAUCUACACCCUUCAAAUGUCCACCAAUAAAGUCUACCGUUGGCGGUACUUUAUCAAGUGGAAACACUCAAUCAAAUUAUGUUUUGGGUAAUACUAAAAUAAAUAGUUUACCAAGACUUUCUUCACCUACAUUGCCUGUCAAAGUGCAACCUCAACAACAGCCACAAUUACCUCCUGCAUCGUCACUUAGCCCAGUGACAAGAGUAAUCAAUACCCCACCACAACAACCACAAUCAGUUUCUGCUUCUACAUCACCAAAUACCCAAUACCAAUACUAUCAAUACCAACAACAAUCUUCACCAAUUCAACAGCAACAACAACAACAACAAGCCACCCCAGCUGCAACACCAACUGUCAUGCAAAUGGCACAAAAUCAACCAUCACACCCUGCCCCAUUACAAUACGCCACUCAACAGUACUAUCCACAACCAGUAUACUAUCAAAGCCCAGCUGGUGUGCCACCUCCACCACCAUCUGUAACACAUCAAGGUCAUAUAAUAGCAGUGCAUCAACAUCCAGGCCAUUUACCACAAGUUGGCGUUAAUGGUAUGCCACCUAAUGUGGGUUACACUAUAGUGCAGCCGGAAAUCGUCAACAAGUCAACUAACAGAUGUCACAGGUGUGGUACUACAGAGACACCUGAAUGGAGAAGAGGUCCAAAGGGUGUGAGAACAUUGUGUAAUGCAUGUGGGUUAUUCCACGCUAAAUUGGUAAAGAGAAAAGGGGCAGCAUUGGCAGCAGAAGAGGUAUUGAAUAAUAAAGUGACAAAAGGGAAGAACGGUCGAAGAAUAAGUAUGAAGAAACAUCUUUUGAAUGAGAGUUUAAAACAACAACAACAAAUUAAUGGUGUGGGUAUUCCGAUUAAUGGAUUUAAUCAUCAAAUAUUGCCACCAUCAUUUAAGCCUCAACAAGGAGGAAUCGCCACAUUGCCUCCUUUGAUGCACGGCCAAUAUCCAAACAAUGUGAACAAUCUUGUCAUUCAUCAACCACCACCACAACAACAACAACAACAACAGCAACACAACAACAUAUGUUAG